UGAUACAGGACAACCUAGAUGGGCCCUGGUGGCCCUUUGUUAUCCUAUUAUUUGUUAUGUUAUGUUAUCAAGAUCAAGAUCACGAAUUUCGCGGGCAGAAAUUCACUCGGCCUGACACUAUGAGCCACGAAAGGCACAAAUCCCACCAGGUACCAACACGUUUUGUAUUGUGCAGAGUGCAGAGUGAACUGAAGAACUGAAGCACGUUACCACCUAACAGGCAGGCUACGUUCAACACAACGAUAGCCAGUUUCUUUGUUAUGCAGUGAGAAGCUCAUAUUACACAAAAUGGAUCCUUAUAAUCCUGAGGUGAAAAAAGAGAAUGAUACAGAGGAUGAGGCUUCUCCCUCAAUUAUAAUUCCAAACACAUCUUUGUACCCACAGUUUGGGAUAAAAGAGGACUGUGAAGGAAGUGAAAAUGAUCAGUUUAUGGUGGAAGUGAAAGAAGAAAUUGAUGUUAAGGUAGAAGAGGAGGAUUUGCCACCACCAGAAGAUCCAUUGAUGUUGUGUGAUCAAGAAGGCCCAUCAUCAGAGGAAAGCAGAGGUGAAAAAAGGAAAAUGGAUGCGCGGAGCUUUUACGGGAAACGACGGGAUUUAGUAGCUGUCAUCCCUGAGGAUGGAGAUGAUUCAGACGACGGGCUUGCUGAUGAUGGCGAUGAUGAUGUCAAUGACCCAGAUUUCACUGCUAACAUAAAUGAGGAUGAUUCAGAUGAUGCAGUCAGUGAUCUUUCAAAUGAUGAUGAGCAAAUGCCCAGUGGUUCAACAGUGCAACCCUGCUUCAAAAAACGUAAAGUGAACACACCUCAACCUAAACUGGUUCCUAUUGAGAAAAAUGGAGCACCAACUUCUCAUGUCAGUGAUCCCAUAAGAGGAAGGCUUUGGAGAAAGAGAGAUAUUGAUAACUCUUACCCACUAGAGAAGAACUUUACAGCCCCAGACGAGUUAUCAACACCAUUUCAGUAUUUUUCUAGAUAUUUUACUCCUGAACUGGUAGAUCUUCUUGUACAACAGACUAAUUUGUAUUCAGUUCAGGAAACAACAGGUAGUAUAUGUACAACUGUAGGAGAAAUGCAAAUGUUUUUGGCUGUGUUACUCUACAUGGGGAUAUGCUCUUUGCCAGCAAUGGAUGAUUACUGGAGUGUCCAUUUUAGAUAUCCACUUGUGGCUGACAUAAUGAGUUCAAAAAGGUUCAAAUGCCUGAAGAGGUAUUUGCAUUUUGUUGACAACCAUAAGAAAAAGGACACCCAAGAUGAUAAGUUUCACAAAGUAAGACCUGUGUUUGAAAUGGUUCGCAGACAGUGUAAGAAGAUAGAGGGAAGUAAUCACCAGAGUGUAGAUGAGGUGAUGGUGCCUUACAAGGGUACAAGGGCUGGGACACUAAGACAGUAUGUGAAGAAUAAACCUCAUAAAUGGGGUUUCAAAAUUUACUGUAGAUCUAGUUCAUCUGGAAUUGUACAUGAUCUACUUUUGUAUCAAGGUACAACAACCUUUAAUGAUGAAGAUCUACCUGAGAAUGAGAAAGAUUUCCUGCUUGGUGAAAAGGUCAUGUUGGUAUUGUGUAGGUCCAUCCCUGAUCCUUCCUCUUGUGUGGUUUUUUGUGAUAACUUUUUUACCAGUUACAAACUGGUAAAGAAAUUGGAGUCUUUGAUUAGUAUAAAAUGUCUUGGCACAGUAAGAGAAUCCAGAUGCGGUGGAGUUGAGCUGCUAUCAGACAAAGACAUGAAGAAGCAAGAACGGAGUUACUAUGAUUAUAAAUCAUCUGAAGAUGUCAUCGCUAUCAAAUGGCAUGACAAUAAAUGUGUAACACUCCUUAGUAAUGCAGUGGGAGUUGAACCUGAAGGAGCUGUGAAAAGAUAUGAUAAACAUAAAAAAUGCAAGAUUGACAUUCCUUGCCCUUCUAUUGUACUAGCUUACAAUAAGCACAUGGGAGGCAUUGACCUUUCUGACAUGUUGGUAUCUUUGUACAAAACACCUAUGAAAUCCCACAGGUGGUACCUUCCCCUUUUUGGCUAUUUGCUAGAUCUAUCAGUGGCCAAUAGCUGGCUUUUGUAUAAGCGUGAAGCCACAUUGCUGAAGGAAUCCCCAAUGACACUGAAAUGCUUUCGUGCUGAAAUAGCUGGCACUUUAGUAAAGAUAAACCAGAAGGUCAGUGUAGGUAGGCCAAUAUCCAGAGGAAUAACACCCAAGAAGGGCAAUGUAAAGAAAGCCAAGCCAUCAAAGGAUGUCCGAUAUGAUGGAAUUGACCAUUGGCCUAUGCCAACAAGCUCAGAAAAGCAAGCAAGGGGGCGCUGCUCUCUGUGCCCAAAAGGGGUUUCAGGUUUCAGAUGCACUAAAUGCAAUGUAUUUCUAUGCCUGAAGAACAAACAAAUGUGUUUUGUACAAUAUCACACAAAGACCUAGAUGAAUAACAAAGGAUAUGAAGCCAAAUAAUGCAUACUCAACAUUUCUUUCUGGAUACUGUAUCAAUUGUUAUUAUUUUCUUGCAUAUAAUGUGGAACAACUGUGAUAUACUUAUAAUUUCUUUUGCAUAUGGCUGUGAGGAUAUGAGGCUGUGAUACAUCUAUUUAUUUUCAUUUCUUGCAUAUAAUGUGAUGAUAUAUGUAUAUGUAUUUAUUUUUCUAGUAUAUAAUCUGCAGUGGCAGUGAGAAUAUUUUCAUUACUAUCAAAUUCCUUGAUAUUUUCGGAAGUGAACUAUUUUUAGUUAUAAAAGGAAUUCAAUACUACAUAUCUAUUCCUAGAAAAAUAAAAGAAAUAGUACAAUUAUAUUGUAAAACAUGAUUAUAACUAUAAAUGAUUAUUUUAUGGAAGUUAUACUAAAAAAAAGGUAUGUUAUUCUUGAGAAUCUACAUAUUUUUGUCACUACAUAGGAGGAAAUAAUUCAGAAGAUAUUAUUACCAUGUCCUGGUAUAUCAACAAAAUUGUUGAGGAUCAUAACA
Molecule: messenger RNA, 2936 nt
Organism: Portunus trituberculatus (swimming crab)
Lineage: Eukaryota; Metazoa; Arthropoda; Malacostraca; Decapoda; Portunidae
Product: piggyBac transposable element-derived protein 4-like
Exons: 4
Coding region: 289-2400 (703 amino acids)
Source: RefSeq, a predicted model, not a curated record